Molecule: messenger RNA, 991 nt
Organism: Phragmites australis (common reed)
Lineage: Eukaryota; Viridiplantae; Streptophyta; Magnoliopsida; Poales; Poaceae
Exons: 4
Coding region: 228-821 (197 amino acids)
Source: RefSeq, a predicted model, not a curated record
UCCCUCGAAUGAUUCCUGCAGCUUCAGAACCAGGCUACUCUAACUUCACUUUCAGGGAAGGAAUCAAACUGGAGGGGCAGAAACAACCUUAGUAUGAUAAGACGGAAGGAAAGGAAUGCAUUCCAAGCUUGCGCGCCUUUUGUUCUAUCCAACUAUAUAAACUCUUAGGCUCCCUUACAUCUUGUUAGGACACACUCUCCUUGCACCUGCCUAUCGUUGGACCAAAAAUGGGUCUUGCCUCUAGUGCCCUCGAGAAGCUUGGACUCCCGGGACUGAGCUCGGUGACUACCAAGCAUGCCUAUGAAAACCAUUUCAAGAACAAGAAGACUGGCAAGUUUGAAGACUUCCAUGUCGCUUACGUCGAGUUCUGCAAGUAUGUCAACACUAUAAUACCUGGUCAAGAUUUCGAUACUCCACCACGCGAAAUGAUUGAGGAUUUUUAUAAAAAAACAUGGGAGAAGGAAAAGGACGAGGAGAAAAAGAAGGAAGAGUUCUUCAAGUUCAUGGCGAAGAACGUCAAAAAAGCGUCGGUGGACGACACUUUCUUCAUCAUGGCCGGGCUCGCUGCGCCGGCGGCUGCCGUCGUCGGCAAGAGGGCCAGCGGAAACAUCCCGUACGUCAAGAACCUGAGGCUGGACCUAGUCCCCAACGUCGUCUUCGUCCCGGCGUUCACAUUAUUCGCCAUCGUAGGAGCCGGCAUGGCGCAGAUAAGCAGGAAGAAGGCCGCGGCGGCGAAGGCAGAGGAGAGCGCCGCGGCGGCGAAGGCAGAGGAGAGCGAACCGGAGCAGAAGAACAAGAAGGACGAAGCCAAAAAUGCUUGACUUCUUAUCUCUUAUGUAUGCUGAAAUAAGAUGGAUGACUUGAUCACCUACUGAAUAACCAAGAGAUUUGGGACAAAAAUAUGUUUUUCCUUAUGUUUUCUACACAAAUCAUGCGUAUGUGUCGGUUCCAUAUUUCCAUUCACCAAUUGAAGCCUGAGCUACAAGUGCUG